AGACCAAUGUUCAUCAUUUUGAUACUACCGUUUCGUUAAAAUAUUAUUUUCAAAUGAAACUUUGUGCAUUUGUUUAGUCUAAUAGCGCAGCGCAGCAGUACAACGUUCAAUCAAAAAGGAAAUCCAAUUUAUAUUUUUUAUCUGUAAAUUAUAAUUUCACUGCACGUCUUUGAGAGACUUCAAAAACAAUCAAACAUUUGUUCAGAUUUUUUACAUCGAUUUGCCAGCCAAUUUCGGUGAUAAUUCUUCGGUGAAUUUGCGGAAAGUUUUUCUUUUUGUCAAGGUAAACCUAAUCACUUGUUUUCGUUGAUAUUGUGAGAGUUAUCAGUUAUGCUAAGGGGGUCCGAGCGGCUCAAAUUGUGUGUCAGUAAAUGUGUGUUUUAACUGAACUAGAAAUAUUUUGAUAAACCAUGGAAAGAGUAGGUACAACUAAAAAUAUUCGAAAAGAGGUCAGCAACAGCAAAAACAACAACCGACAAAAAUGUUGCCACAUCUAUUCAAGGCUGUUGGUUUAUUUCGUUUAGCAAAUAAACAGUCAGUCGUCAGCCGCUAUACGCUACAAAGCAUCAUGUCGCAGUCAUAUUCAACGAACAUCAAGAUUAUUCCAUCUGUGGAUUCGAAAUACGAGGAAAUAUUGACCGACGAUUCGUUAAAAUUUUUGGAAAAACUUCACGACAAAUUUGAACCGGCUCGAAAAAAUCUACUACUUCAACGUGUUGCUCGGCAGAAAGAGUUAAACGAUGGGCAGCGACCGGAUUUCUUAGAUUCAACGAAACAGAUUCGGGAAUCAAAAUGGUCUGUCGCAUCGCUGCCGAAGCCAUUGUUGAAACGAAGAGUUGAAAUUACCGGACCGGUCGAUCGGAAAAUGGUUAUCAAUGCUCUCAAUUCCGGUGCAGAUUGUUACAUGGCCGAUUUUGAAGAUUCGUCUACCCCGACAUGGACAAAUUUGUUGGAUGGACAGGUUAACUUAAAAGAUGCUAUUCGUCGUCAGAUUGAUUUCAAGGUGCCAGCGACUGGGAAAGAAUACAAGUUGAAUGCGGAACAUGCUACGCUGAUGGUUCGUCCGAGGGGAUGGCAUCUAGAUGAGAAAAACAUUUCGGUUAAUGGCGCCAGAAUGUCCGGUAGUCUUUUCGACUUUGGCCUUUACUUUUACCAUAACGCCAAAGAGCUGCUGAAACGGGGAUACGGUCCGUAUUUCUACUUGCCGAAAUUGGAAAACCACUUGGAAGCUCGUCUCUGGAACGAUGUGUUUGUCUUCGCUCAGAACGAACUCGGUGUUCCCAACGGUAGCAUCAAAGCCACCGUUCUAAUCGAGACAAUUUUGGCAGCUUUCGAGAUGGACGAAAUAUUGUAUGAAUUGCGGGAACAUUCUGCUGGGCUCAACGCCGGUCGUUGGGACUACAUUUUUUCGUGCAUCAAGAAAUUUCAAAACCGAAAAGACUUUGUCUUCGCUGACAGACAUUUCAUCACAAUGACGUCACCUUUUAUGCGAGCCUACGCCUUGCUGUUGAUUCAAACUUGCCAUAAACGGGGAGCAUGCGCAAUGGGCGGAAUGAGUGCUCUAAUUCCGAUAAAGAAUGAUCCGACAGCGAACGAAAAGGCUCUGAAAGGUGUGCGCGAAGAUAAGCGUCGUGACGCAAGUGACGGUUCCGAUGGUGGAUGGGUCGCUCAUCCCGGGCUCGUGGACUUGGCGAUGCAAGAAAUGGUAAACGUGCUCGGUCCAACAAAAACGAACCAAAUCGAAAAGCAACUGAAUGUGAAGAUCACGGCAGAGGAUCUGCUCAACUUUGGACCAAGUUCCCCGAUUUCCGAAAAAGGAUUGAGAGUCAACGUAAGCAUUGCUCUACAAUACCUUGCGGCUUGGCUGGCCGGUACUGGUUGUGUGCCCAUUUUCAAUAUGAUGGAAGACGCGGCUACAGCUGAAAUCAGUCGAUCGCAAAUUUGGCAAUGGAUCCAUUCGCCGAAGGGUAUCUUGGACGAUGGACGGAAAGUGACGGUUGAAAUGGUCAAUUCGAUUGUUGCUGAGGAAAUGGCUGCAUUGAAAGUGAACAGUAAACUGCCGUUUGAGAAAGCUGCCCUCGUCUUCUCGCAGAUCUCUACAGCUCCCAAGUUUGAGGAGUUUCUUACGCUACCGCUCUAUGAGCAAUUUUAGAUGUCAUGGCCAUUGGCAAAGAGUAA
Molecule: messenger RNA, 2178 nt
Organism: Bradysia coprophila
Lineage: Eukaryota; Metazoa; Arthropoda; Insecta; Diptera; Sciaridae
Biological process (GO): glyoxylate cycle
Cellular component (GO): cytoplasm
Molecular function (GO): malate synthase activity
Source: RefSeq, a predicted model, not a curated record